This is a messenger RNA of Akanthomyces muscarius, 1788 nucleotides long. RefSeq lists its product as uncharacterized. The record is from RefSeq and is a predicted model, not a curated record. Gene Ontology annotation, biological process: steroid metabolic process. The coding region runs from base 1 to 1788 and encodes 595 amino acids. Gene Ontology annotation, molecular function: Delta24(24-1) sterol reductase activity; FAD binding. The transcript is spliced from 2 exons. Gene Ontology annotation, cellular component: cytoplasm; membrane. NCBI's taxonomy places the organism in Eukaryota, Fungi, Ascomycota, Sordariomycetes, Hypocreales, Cordycipitaceae.
AUGGCAAAUACUCCCUCUGCUUCUGCAGACUACACCAAGUAUGCCGGGUCGCCGUUUGUGCGCGCCGUGCGUUGGCUGCACCAUCUCGUCAACGCCGUGUGGAUUUUCGCAGCCUACACCUUGAUUCCCGUCUUUUGGCUAUGCUCCCUACUCUUUAGCUGGCUCGCCGAUCUGAUUCUCUGGCCGACGCUACAGCUGAUACAGUGCACUCCAGUUUACCCUAUGAUUGUCGAUUUCGGUGUCGAGCAUCGCGGCUGGUUCCUCGCCUUCACCAUGGUGCCGCUCUCGUUUGCGCACAGCCAAUACUCACGACUCCAUAACUUAUACUCCCAAGCCUUCCUGGCCACGCCGCAUCUGCAUGAUGCACGAGUGCGCGAGGUGCAACAGCAGGUGCAAUCGUGGAAUGCGGCCGGUCGUGGCCGAUUGAUGGUGACUGCGCGGCCCCCCUGGCUCUCCGUCAGCCUCCGCGUAGAGACGUACAAGGAUACCUGCGAGAAGAUCCGCAUUGACCUGCCCAACAUCCUCGAGGUGAACACGGAAAGCAUGACGGUGCGCUGCGAACCAAUGGUCAACAUGGGCCAAAUCACUCGCCACCUCGUCCCGAUGGGCUACGCCCUGGCUGUCAUGAUCGAGAUGGAUGACCUGACGGUGGGCGGGUUGCUGAUGGGCGUCGGUGUCGAGGUCAGCUCACACAUCCACGGCUUCUUCUCGGAAACGGUCCGCGCCUGCGAGGUGGUACUGGGCGACGGCUCCCUCGUACGCUGCUCGCGCACGGAAAACGCUGAUCUAUUCCACGCGUUGCCCUGGAGUCACGGUACGCUGGGCUUUCUUGUGGCCGUGGAUCUGAAAAUCGUGCCGAUAAAGCCAUAUGUGCACAUGACAUACAUUCCGUGUUACAGUCAGGACGAGCUGCAGAACAAGCUAACGAAGCUGACGCACGCGUCGAAUGCACCGCCGCUGAUCGAGGCUACAAUCUUCAGCAAAGAUACUGCCGUCAUCUUUACUGGCGAGUUCAGCGAUGGCCCGCCAGCCGGUCACACCAGUGGCAUUAACGACGUCGGUCACAUUUGGAAGCCUUGGUUCUACAAGCACGUGGAGUCGUUCCUGCAGCACGGUCGGGGCGAGGACUGGAUCCCGCUCAGGGCCUAUUUCCAUCGGCACACGCGCAGCAUCUUCUGGGAACUGCCCGAGGUCAUCCCUAUUUCCGUGAAUUGGUGGUACAAGUACGUGUUUGGCUGGAUGGGACCGCCUAGGAUCGCCUACCUCAAGCUCUCCUCAGCACCGGCGAUCCGCGAGGCGUCCGUCUUCAAGCACGUGGUGCAGGAUAUUGUGGUUCCGCUGUCUCACCUAAAAGAUGCCAUCGAAAUUUAUCACGACGCAUUCGAGGUCUACCCGCUGCUCUUUUACCCCGUGCGCAUCUACAAACAGCCAGACGGGCUGCAGGGUGCGCUACGCGAGCCUCUCCACCCGCGCACCAGCCCGGAGACUGGCUCUCAGUACGAAAUGUACUUCAACCUUGGCGUGUACGGUGUACCACCCAAACUGAAGCGCAAGGAGUCCUGGGACGCGGUAAAGGAGGUGCGACGGGUCGAGAAGUUUGCGCGGGAUCGUCGCGGCUACCAGCUCCUCUACACGGACAGCUUUAUGACGCGGACAGAGUUUGAAGAGAUGUUUGAUCACCAACUAUACCGUGAGUGUCGUCGCAAGUAUAACGCCAUCGGUGCCUUUCCCGAGAUAUACGACAAGGUCAAGAGCAAAUACUGCCCGACGGAGAUGACCAAAGAAUAG